Saccostrea echinata is the source of this 3660-nucleotide messenger RNA. Its product is annotated as katanin p80 WD40 repeat-containing subunit B1-like. Gene Ontology annotation, molecular function: microtubule binding. NCBI's taxonomy places the organism in Eukaryota, Metazoa, Mollusca, Bivalvia, Ostreida, Ostreidae. The record is from RefSeq and is a predicted model, not a curated record. Gene Ontology annotation, cellular component: katanin complex. The transcript is spliced from 20 exons. Gene Ontology annotation, biological process: microtubule severing; microtubule depolymerization. The coding region runs from base 170 to 2278 and encodes 702 amino acids.
GGUUUUACAGGGAAGCACAUUGUUCAGCCAUAUUUCAUAGCAGUUUGGAUGGUUGAGAGGAUGACAAAAUUGACGAAUGUUGAAUUGAUUUCCUAAUCACCAUGAAGACUAAUGAGCUGAAUUCAUAGAAUCGAAAGAGGAUAUUUAAUAUCAGUAGACUUUAACCAAAAUGAGCCAAACAAAACGAUCAUGGAAACUUCAGGAAUAUGUUGCACAUGGCAACAAUGUAAACUGUGUUGCUUUAAGCAGGAAGUCGGGCAGAGUAAUUGUUACAGGAGGAGAGGACAGAAAGGUCAAUUUAUGGAUUGUUGGCAAACCAAACUGUUUAAUGAGUCUAUGUGGACACACUACUCCAGUGGAAUCGGUCAGAUUUGGACAUGAGGAAGAAAUGGUAGUAGCAGGGUCAAUGUCUGGGGCCCUGAAGGUUUGGGACCUGGAACAAGCCAAAAUAAUGAGAACCCUAACAGGACACACCUCCAGUAUUAAGAGCCUUGACUUCCAUCCUUACGGUGAUUACUGCACUUCUGGUUCCCUGGACUGCAAUGUUAAGUUGUGGGAUAUCAGAAAGAAGGGAUGCAUUUAUACAUACAGGGGUCACAAGAAUGGAGUGAACUGUGUGAGGUUCAGCCCUGAUGGAAAAUGGAUAGCUUCAGCUGGAGAAGACAGUGUCGUUAAGAUCUGGGAUAUCACUGCUGGCAAAAUUCUGACAGACUUAACAUAUCACCAGGGACCAGUAAAUAUUGUGGAAUUUCAUCCCAAUGAACUCUUACUUGCAUCAGGAAGUUCUGACAGGACUGUGAAAUUCUGGGAUUUAGAAAAUUUCAAUAUGGUGUCCACAACUGAUGGAGACUCAACCCCAGUCAGAAACAUAUUAUUCCACCCAGAUGGAACUUGUUUAUUUAGUGGCACAAAAGAUUUACUAAAAGUUUACUCUUGGGAACCUUCUAAAUGUUACGACUCUAUUCCUGUGAACUGGGGAGAAGUAGCAGACAUGGCUAUAGGACAGAAUCAGCUGAUUGGGGCAUCAUUUUCACAGACCAAUGUUUCAACAUUUGUAGUAGAUCUGAAGAGAGUGCAGCCAUUUGGUGGUAUCCCACAUCAAGAAAUUGGAUCUAAUCUAUCUAGUAAAGAUGUAGAUGAAGUCUUCACAGAUUUAAGUAUAUCUAAUUCCUCUGUAUCAGAGGGCCUUAAACACAGUCGAAAUAAAUUCAUCACAGAGAGACCGCCUACCCAGUCCUCGAGACAAGCCAGUGUACCAAAAGAAGACAUCGAAGAACCAACACAAGACAAAGAGGAACAAGAUAAUGAUUCAUUUGAAAUCGCAAAUCCUGAAGAUUACAGGGAAAUAUUUCGACCCAAAUCUAGACUAGAACAUUCCCCAACACGGCCAGUUGAGCCAUUCCAACCUCCUCCUGAUGAUGGUAUGUUCCAAACAAAACGAAAUGUCUCUUCUCCUCGUAAUGUCAACCGUCAACUCUCCUCAGAACGGAAAUGCUCAGCGGAGCGUAAAUCCAACCCUUUACGCAAAAGUCAGUUAUCCAAAUCAGUCUCGGAUGAUGGUGACCUGGAACCAGUCCGACAGCCAGCACCGACCAAAACCAGCAAAGUCGCAUCCAAGUCAAACAACAAAACAUCUGUCAAGCCGGUCAGUAAACCAAGCCCUCGACAACCAGAGGAAGACAAAUCUGGCAUUUCACCAGAGGACUUUCUACCGAAGGCGGGUGGAGAUGUGGGAUAUGGUGUACAAAGAGUGCCUUCUGAGGGGGAAGCUUUGUCAACUUUGUCAAGUGGACAUGACGCCAUGGCCAAAGUAUUAUCACACCGAAGCAAGAAUCUUCAAAUAGUCCGAGCCAUGUGGACAUCUGGAAACACAAAGGCUGCAGUUGAUUCAGCUAUAAGUAUGAAAGAUCCUUCUGUGAUAGUCGAUCUGCUCAAUGUAUUAAACUUAAAAUCAGGGUUAUGGAGUUUAGAUCUGUGUUCCUGUUUGCUGCCACAAGUACAAGAUUUGAUGGACAGCAAAUAUGACAGUUAUGUGACAGCGGCCUGUGAAGCCCUGAAGAUUAUGUUGAAGAACUUUGGACCAGUGAUAAAGUCCAAUCUGACCGCUCCACCAAGUCAAGGGGUGGAUAUAUCCAGAGAAGAAAGGUAUCGAAAAUGCAGACAGUGCUACGAAAAUCUUUCCAUGAUCCGAACAACAAUAUCAAAGAGAAUGGGAGCACCAGGGAAAAUUGGACAACUGCUUCGUGAAAUUCAAAUUUUAAUGGCAAGCAUGGACUGAGAAACAAAACAAUGACUCAAAAUGUGUGUGGCUGCUUUUUACCAACUCUGAAGAAUCUUUCCUAUGCUUCCUUGGGAUUUGAGGGGUGACCUUUGGCCUUUGAAAGAUUCUACAAUAUUGUCAAAGGUGAACCGAAGACAGUCUGUGAUUAUGAUGUGAUAAUGACAAAAAUUGUGCUGUUCACACAAAGUUAUUUCCUAAUGUUCAGAUUCUGAACAAGUCCUUUACAUCAAUCUGUGAAAAGUACAAAGAUAUUGUGAGCUUGUACAUUCUCAAACACGUCUCUUUUUUUUUUUUUUUUUUUUUUCAAAAGUUCACCAUUUGUAUGUGAUUUUUUUCUUCAAAUUUUGAAAUGUAAGAGAAAUGGUAGCAUUUUUAAUAAUUUUAUGUUUAAUAUUUAUAUCAAAUAUAUAUUUUUUGUGAAAAUGAAAGUGCUAGAAUUGUAAGUUUCAUAAAUGAUGCUCUUAGCAGUUUACACUCCAUGAUUGAUGACAAACUGUUAGUAUUUUACUGAAGCAUAUAUAUGGUUGUUAACAUUCCCAGGUGAUGCAUAUCAAUGCAAUAGUUGCACAAUCUUUCUUUUUUGUUUUAUUGAAGAUCCCACAUGUCGUUUGAAAUGAAGUCUGAAGAGAUACAUGUACCAAGUUUUGUAUGUAUAUGUGUUUGCAAUAAUGAAUUACUGAUCUACCUGUAAGAAAUUUAAUUGACUCCAUGAUUCCUGUGUUAUAUUGUACAGGUAUCAGCAGUAUGUUUACAGUAAAGUAUUACUAAGAUAACACUACUUUAUAUAUUUCGUGAAUCAGGGGUGCUUUUUUUUUUAUUCAGUAGCAGCAAAAUGGUUGUUCAUUAUGAAGUACUUGUUAUUGAAAACUAGUUGGUUUUUUUUUAUAUUAAACACUACAUACUAAAAAAUUUUUAAAAAAUUAAGACAAAAUACAAUAAAACUUAGAGUAAAUGAAAAAGUAUAUGAAUCUGAGCGAGUAUCUGCUAAGCAGGUACUAGUAUGAAAGUAAACUAAUAUUACAUAUCAUGAUUCGUUUUCUUCCGGGUGUAAAAGCUUCGUUUGAGCAAUAGUGUGAAAAUUGUAGGCUCUAUCUAAGAAAAUUAAUCUUAUUUUUAAUUAUGUUUCAUGUUUGUUAUUUAAUAUUGCAUUGACAUCCAGAUAUACAUGGUUAAGUACAUGUGUACUGCUAAGUCUUAAACAUUGUAAGUUUGCACUCUCAUUUACACAUAUAAGUUAUUGAGCUCCCCACACAAAUAUAAAGGCAUUACAGUUUCUAUCUCUGCCUAUGCAUUCUGCUUUAUUUUUUUCGCAGUGCUUGAUUUUCAUUGAUGAAAUGUUGAAAUUGAAAAAUGUAAAUAAAAGAAAAUUUUAAAACAUG